ACUUCCGUCAUUCCUCCAGAGUCCCCUCAACACCAUCCCAGAGCUGUUGAUCUCUGAGUGGAAGGAUUUGGACGAGGAGCCUCUGGAAGAUUUUGAGAAACUGGAGCAGCUGUGUUGCAUAUCUGGGGAUGAGGAGGACACCCUGGGUGACCUCUUCCUGGGGAAUCUGGAGCUGUUGGAGUCUAUGAAGAAGACGCCUGAGCAGAAAGCUAAGGGUUCUGGAGAGAGCGAUAAAGGUGAAGCGAGAUGUGGGACCUCCAUGCCUGAGGGGAAGAGGAGAGUGGAACUGAAAGAGGAAGUUGACGGAAUCUCUGAGAGCGCUGACUGGCUGGCCAGGUCGGUUCCAUCGGCGGUCCAGGACGUCCCAACUGGGGCUAAACUACAGUUCCCAUCAGCCCUUUCACCAUGUCAUUCUCCUGACUCCAAGGACCAGAGGUCACUUUCAAAGAUGCCCACUAAAAAUGGCCUAAUGAUGCAGGUGUGUGAGGAGAGACUGCAGUUCUCGCUCUGUGAGAAUGUUAAAACAAACGUCCUCCGGGGGCGACAGUGAGCGACAGCGUCAUUCUCCACCCAUGGGGAGACCAGCCCUUAGAUGGGGGAGGAGACACAGUCAGUGUGAAGGAUGUAGGAAGCGAAGAGGAGCCGGACACCGAACCCAAUUCUGAACCCCAGAGUGAGUCUGAUGCGACUGACAGUGAAUCACUGACUGUGAUCCAGCAGCCAGAAGUUACACCCCCUCAGCCUGUGGCAAACCAAGCAAUGAAAGCCAAACUGGCUCGCCUGUCCCUCUCCCUCUCCCUCCCUCCUCUCCCUCUUGCUCUCCCUCUCUCCUCCAGUCCCAAGGGAGGGUUCAGGGAGGGCGGGCUACACAGAGACAGGAGUGGGAGACGGAGGGGUGCGUCCCCAGGAAGUGACCCCGAUGAGGAUGAGGAAGAAGAACAGGAAGACGAAGGCUCCAGGAGGGUGAUUGUUGUCACUGAAACAGACGUUGGCAAAAGGGUGGGGCUCAGGAGUCUGCUGAAGUCGCCAAGGGAACCGAUAGACAAAGAGAAAGACAGAGGGAGAAACGUGUCCUUUUUUGAUGAUGUCACUGUCUAUCUCUUUGAUCAGGAAACUCCAACCAGUGAGCUGAGUAGUUCCACCUGCACCAGUCCAGCUCCAGCUCCUAACAAAAGCACUAAAUUUGAUUUACAUGGAGCAAACAGCAAAGGCAAAGACUCCAAAAGAAAAGGGGACUUGUCAGUCAAACCGAGGUCGCCCGUGGGGGCCAACCCAGUGACAUCCUCGCGUUUUACCGUCAGCCCAGCCGAUGACCCCCACUUGGUGUGAGGCAGGGUUCCGGAAUCCUCUGAGUUGUUCUGUAACCCUCAGAACAGGAACCUUCUGAGAGUGGCCAGUGGAUUCCCCCCCAACCAUAACCAUUCUCAGAGGCUAUUUUUUUAAUCGAUCAGGCAACGGAAAGAAAAGACCCCCGUUCUAAAAGCUGGACACAUUCCAGGUUUAACCAGCUACCAGUCCUUGUACGAGAAAGGUUGUUGAUAUAAUACUCCCUUUGCCACUGUAACCUAGGGUCGAUUUAUAGACACUGGCUGGAAGUGGUUGAUGGCAAAGGCAGUUUGUCCUCGGUGAAGAACAGUCUGGAGCUUUGUCAAAUCUGAAACGGAUUGACGGCUAUGCAAUGGGAGUCAUUGUGUACCAGCUUACCUUCUCUUUACCUGCUUUUUCGGUUGUCUUUACCCAGUAUGUACUGGGGGAUGCACUUUCUUUUAGUCAUGUAUCUGUCUAUGUGGAAGCUUGGAUUGAAAUCUUAACUUUGUAAAAACGAUUUUCAUUGCAGUCAGUCAUACUUGUAGGCAGCAGUUGGGGCCAGAAAACAAUCUUAACUCCUGUAUUUGAGAGUACUCAUUCAACAUUUGUAUACAAAAAGAUAGUGUAUACAAUAUAAUUUUAGAGCUGUUUAAUUUAGAUGUAUUCUUAGACUGCACGAAAAGAUGAAAACAAGCUAUGUUUCUAAAAUACUUUUAUUCUAAAAGACUAUGUGUAGCUAUUAUUUAUUUUAUUUAUUCAUUAUUUAUUAAAACAAUAUUUCCAUGCUUUGUAAAUAUUGUUUAUUUAUUUUGGUGCAAUUAAUUUAUCUCUCAGAAUUGUUUGGGACAAAAUGCAUCUAAGUAAUAGCUUCUCAAUUUAAUUAUUCUUCAUAACAAAUAAAGCAAGAUAUUUUCCCCAACCCCCAAAAUGAUUUAGUAUAAUUUCAUGUCUUUAUAACUGCCAUCCUGUGCUUAACUUAUGUCCUCAACUUGUAGGGUUUCCCAAACUGGGUCCUGGGGCCCCGACGGGUGCAUGUUUUAGUUUUGUCCCAGCACUACACAGCUGAUUCAAAUAACCAACUCAACAUCAAGCUUUGAUGAUUUUAAUCAGCUGUGUAGUGCUGGGAAAAGGGGGGGGCAGGACUGGGUUCGGAAAACCCUGCUCUAAUAUAUAUAGAACAUGUUUCAUUAUUUUCUAAUAUGAUUCAAUGUAUAGUUGUCUUGUCAUAAUUUGACUUUGUUUGAGGACAAUGAUAGCAUGAUAAAACGGAAGCUUCUCAUCGGUAAAUAUCUCCAAAAGUUCAUGUAUUUGUUGAUUUACAUUCAUUUUCUACUAAUAGCAACCCAUCAUGCAGUCAAGCUCCAACUAGUCCCUUUGUUUAGUCUGUUUCAAUAUGUUUAAAACCUGUACUGUUUAAAGAAUGGGUUUCAUGGGAUGCUGUAUAAAACCAGGGGAAAUGAAAACAACAUAAAAACUGUGAAACAUUUAUUGAACUGUUUGAUGAAAAUAAAUUGUACUGU
This is a messenger RNA of Oncorhynchus nerka (sockeye salmon), 2828 nucleotides long. RefSeq names its product serine/threonine-protein kinase LMTK3-like. Gene Ontology annotation, molecular function: protein kinase activity. Lineage: Eukaryota; Metazoa; Chordata; Actinopteri; Salmoniformes; Salmonidae. The record is from RefSeq and is a predicted model, not a curated record. The transcript has 6 exons. Bases 760 to 1329 code for a protein of 189 amino acids. Gene Ontology annotation, biological process: protein phosphorylation.